This is a messenger RNA of Neomonachus schauinslandi (Hawaiian monk seal), 1977 nucleotides long. It is a transcript of the gene PLEKHB1, whose product is annotated as pleckstrin homology domain containing B1. Gene Ontology annotation, cellular component: membrane. Bases 96 to 770 code for a protein of 224 amino acids. The record is from RefSeq and is a predicted model, not a curated record. Lineage: Eukaryota; Metazoa; Chordata; Mammalia; Carnivora; Phocidae. Gene Ontology annotation, biological process: regulation of cell differentiation. The transcript is spliced from 8 exons.
CCGCAGCAGCAAGUAGCGGCCGUUUCGGCAGCAGCCUCCGCAAGAGGUGUGGACAGGUUCCGCCUGACCCCACCCUGGAAAGUCCUUUUGAAGAAAUGGCCCUGGUGAAGGGCGGCUGGCUGUGGAGACAGAGCUCCAUCCUUCGCCGCUGGAAGCGGAACUGGUUCGCCCUGUGGUUGGAUGGGACCCUGGGCUACUACCAUGACGAGACGGCGCAGGACGAGGAGGAUCGUGUGCUCAUCCAGUUCAACAUCCGCGACAUAAAGAUUGGCCAAGAGUGCCACGACGUGCAGCCCCCAGAGGGCCGGAGCCGAGAUGGCCUGCUGACCGUGAACCUACGGGAGGGCUCCCGCCUGCACUUGUGUGCAGAGACCAAGGAUGAUGCCAUAGCAUGGAAGACGGCACUGCUGGAGGCGAAUUCCACCCCGGCCCCAACUGGAGCCACCGUCCCUCCCAGGAGCCGCCGAGUUUGCCCCAAGGUCAGGUGUGUGACCCGCUCGUGGAGCCCCUGUAAGGUUGAAAGGCGGAUCUGGGUGCGUGUCUACAGCCCGUACCAGGACUACUAUGAGGUGGUACCCCCCAACGCGCACGAAGCCACAUACAUCCGCAGCUACUACGGACCGCCCUAUGCAGGCCCUGGCGUGACACACGUGGUAGUGCGGGAGGAUCCCUGCUACAGUGCUGGCGCUCCGCUGGCGAUGGGCAUGCUCGCCGGGGCCGCCACAGGGGCAGCGCUGGGCUCGCUCAUGUGGUCGCCCUGCUGGUUCUGAGCCCUGGGACUCGGAGCGUGGACCCUGUGCAUAGACCAACAGACCCCUGUUCUUACUUGACCCGGCCCUCCGCUAUCUAAGCCCUGCCGUACUUGGGCUCCUUCUUCUCCAUUAGCUGCUUCUGGACUUGGAUCAUCCAUCCCACUCCCCCACCCUCUAUACUGGAAGAAGCUAUCAUCCCAGGCACAAACAUAGUCAAAAUCCUUAUAUCUACUACCAGACACCCCAGGAUUUUGUUAUAGACAUACGUGGACAUGUUUCCCCCAAAUAUACCAGGACACAGAAAACACAGCUCAUGUGACUUCAAGUUCCCAUGUGCUGGAGACACAGGAGUCAGGUUCUUUCCUCCAGCUCCUCCAGGGUUGGUGGGAAAAACAGAAGUAAACAAACACUUGACAAGGCAGAGUUAUCCAUCCUUUGACACAUGAGGGUAAAGAGCAGAAGAAGGUGGGCUAGGAGUAGGGUUGUCGGCAAGAGUGCAGAGUGGUGAAUAUCAUGGCAUGUCCAAGGAAUUAAGAGUUCAUUUAGGCUGGGGUGAGGACUGGGAUCAGAUCAUGAUGGCCCUCCAGGCUAAAGAGCUUGCUGGGUAAAGGCGAGAUAUGAGCUUUUCGGAAGGAAGUUUCAUGAAUGUGCCUAUAAUGAAUAUAUUGCCUGUUUUGUUAAUACUGACACAUACUCAAAUCCAAAACACUCUCUGAAGUUAGCCCCAUCCUUUCCACUACCACCUUCCUGGGUCCCCUGUUCCUUCAGUGCUCAGAAAACAUCUGUUCCCCAUGUUAGGGUGCCUGGGGCAGCAACUGAACUGAACCUGGGGUCCCCCUGCUGGGGGACAGAUGAGCUCUGUUUGAGACCUCCAGCCCUAGGAUGGUGCCUCCAUCAGGAAAUGCAUUCCUGGUUCCCAGGAACUUGGACCUCUGGCCAUAACUGUGGCUGUCACCAUCUCGGGCUUUGUCUCUUCCUUCACUCUGGGGGAGAUGGCAGUGUUCACCUCUCGGGCCUGAUCUACUGGGAAGCCCCACGUGUGCCUCCCUGUCGGGUGGCCCAGCAGUCUCUCCAUUUGGCUCCCUUCCAAUUUCUUUUCCCAUCCUGUCCUAACAGAAAUGCUAACAUUCCUACCCAGUAGCCAGAGUAGCCUGCUGAAGUUCCCUUGUAGGCAGGGGCUCCAGUGACCCUGCUGCAGAGACUAAUAAAGAUGUGAUUGGCUCUA